AAAACCGUCGUUAUGAUGAAUUAGAAAACAAACUAUUUGAAGACCAAGAAAGAACCAAAAUUCUUAAUCUGAAAUUGGAAGAAGUUCAUUUGGAACGUAAUGAUGAACGCCAUUUAGCAACAAAUCUUAGAAACAAAAUUAUUGAUUUAGAAAAUAAAAAUAGGGAAUUAAGAUCGAAAUUGUUAUCAUGUGGUUGUGGACAUUUUUUAAAUCUUGCAUUACAUACUCGUUUAAAACAUAAAACAACUACCGGAAAAUACGCUGCUCUUGUUGAAAGAACCAGAAAUUUAUAUAAAAAUAAUAAAAAAAAUAUUAUAGAUUUAUUGUUGCGACAAGGUGAAAUCCAUGAUCUCACUUCUGAAAACGACGAAGAAAUUGAAAAUAUUGAUGUUGCUGAAUCGCCGGAUUUAAAACGCGGUGAACAAACAAAAACGAAAGGAAAAGAACGAGAAAAUGAGUUAAGAAGAGAAAGUCCGACUAAUGAAGAUGACGAUGGUGAACCAGAUUUAAAAGAAAUGAGAUCUGAAAAAGUGUUAAGAAGCGAAAGUCCGACUAAUGAAAAUGUCUGUAUUAACGUUAAAGGGGUAAAGAAACGGCUGUUUAAAGAUAUUAAUGUUGAGGGAGAUGGUUUAGAAG
This is a messenger RNA of Racocetra fulgida, 636 nucleotides long. Lineage: Eukaryota; Fungi; Glomeromycota; Glomeromycetes; Diversisporales; Gigasporaceae. The record is from the annotation of a GenBank genome assembly.